Molecule: messenger RNA, 2826 nt
Organism: Puma concolor (puma)
Lineage: Eukaryota; Metazoa; Chordata; Mammalia; Carnivora; Felidae
Source: RefSeq, a predicted model, not a curated record
AUGGAGGACAAGGAACUGUCCUGGGCAACUGUCCUGUCUCACCCUGGGAGUGUUGAGGCAUGGCUGCAUCUCACGGCCACCAGAGUCACAGACAGGGACACUCCCCUCCAGGACCUCGAGACAAUCCUGUCCCAGCUGGAGAAACAGAAUGCCAGCGCCAGUGAUGGAGCUUGGGGCUGGGCUGUGGGGCUCAAGCACAAGAGCGAAGGUGGAAAUACCCAGAGCGGAGACCGUGUCAGAUUUGGUUUCACUGCUGUGAUGACUGGUAUUGAGCAGCCUGGCCACAUCAGCUCCUACUGCCAGGGGCCGUCGCUGAGCCACAAGGUGCUGGAACUUACGUUCCUGGUCUGCCGGGACAGCAGCUUGAAGCACCUGGUGCUCUGUGUCCACUUCCCUUCCCUGAACGACAGCUCGUCCGAGGUGCUCGAAUACACCAUUAAAGAAGAAAAAUCGAUACUGUACCUGGAAGGCUCGGUUCUUGUGUUUGAGGACAUCUUCAGACUGAUCGCGUUCUACUGUGUCAGUAGAGAUUUGCUGCCCUUCACGCUGAGGCUGCCCCAGGCCAUCCUUGAGGCCCACAGCUUCACAGACCUCGAGACCAUCUCCAACCUGGGCCUGGGCUUCUGGGACUCCUCGCUGAACCCCCGGCGAGGAGGUGGGAGCCCAGCGGAGCCCCCGAGAGACCCAGCCCCCGGAGCACCGCCAGCCUCCAGCCUCAAGUCCAGCGCCCAUUACGAAAACUGCUCAUGUGAAAUCGAGCUGUCCGUAGGAAAUGACCGCCUGUGGUUUGUGAAUCCUAUUUUCAUCGAGGACUGCGGUGGCGGNNNNCCUCCAAGCCAGCCACCCAUGGCAGCCUGUGAGAGGUCUCCACGCCCUCCCACAGGCCUGGGCCCCCUCAGGGAGGAAGAGGUGAAGCCAGGGCCGCCCCCUAGCCCCUUGCCGCAGACCCCUGCCCCUCCGACACCCGUGAAGAAGAACCUCCCGGCGGCUCCUCCCAGACGCCGCAUCUCUGAGAAGGUCUCCCUGGAGGACCAGAGUGCAGGGAAGGCGGACAGGGGGAUGGCAGCAGAGGGGGACCAGCUGGGUCUUUGUAGGGCAUCCACACUCAGCCUGCCUCCCCGGGGGACUUCAGACAGUCCUGGGGAGCGGCCUCCGAGGACCAAAGAGCAAGGUCAGGAAGCGGUGGCCAAGGCCAGUGAUCCGGGCAGCAUGCCAGAGCCGCCGAGGAAGAUCCGGCAACCCCCAGUCCCGCCCCCCAGGAGGAGACGGAUCUCCCAGCAGCUGGCCUCGGGCCUCGCGAGCCCCUCGGAGAGCACGGAGCCUCCCACGAAGGAGGAAGCCCGUGAGAAACCCACACCCGGUCCGUCCAGAGGAGGCCAAAGCCCCGACCCCCAGACCAGGACUCAGAGCCCGCACGCCCAGACCGGUGCCCGACCCCAGAGCUCUCCAGAGUUCAAGGGCUCCCUGGCCUCGCUCGCGGACAGUUUGGGAGUGCCCGCCUCGGCCACAGACCAGGACUCCUACUCCACCAGCAGCACGGAGGAGGAGCUAGAACACUUCAGCAGCUCCGGCGGGAAGAAGAAGCCCUCGGCGGUCCUGGGCAAGGCACGCCACCGCCUCAGCUUCGCGAGCUUCACCAAUGUCUUCCACGCCUUCCUCUCCAACAACCGCAAGCUGUACAAGAAGGUGGUGGAGCUGGCCCAGGACAAGGCCUCGUACUUCGGAAACCUGGUGCAGGACUACAAAGUUUACAGCCUGGAGAUGAUGGCACGCCAGACCUCCAGCACGGAGAUGCUGCAGGAGAUCCGCACCAUGAUGACCCAGCUCAAGAGCUACCUGUUGCAGAGCACCGAGCUCAAGGCCCUGGUGGACCCCACCCUGCACUCCGAGGAGGAGCUAGAAGCGAUUGUGGAGUCUGCCUUGUACAAGUGCGUCUUAAAGCCAUUGAAAGAAGCCAUCAACUCGUGUCUGCGUGAGAUCCACAGCAAGGACGGCUCGCUGCAGCAGCUCAGGGAGAACCAGCUGGUGAUCCUGGCCACCACCACCACCGACCUGGGCGUGACCACCAGUGUGCCGGAGGUGCCCAUCAUGGAGAAGAUCCUGCAGAAAUUCACCAGCAUGUACAAGGCCUACUCGCCGGAGAAGAAGAUCUCCAUCCUGCUCAAGACCUGUAAGCUCAUCUAUGACUCCAUGGCCCUCGGCAACCCAGGGAAGCCCUAUGGGGCAGACGACUUCCUGCCCGUGCUCAUGUACGUCCUGGCCCGCAGCAACCUCACGGAGAUGCUCCUCAACGUGGAGUACAUGAUGGAGCUCAUGGACCCUGCCCUGCAGCUGGGCGAGGGUUCCUACUACCUGACCACCACGUACGGGGCCCUGGAGCACAUCAAGAACUACGACAAGAUCACGGUGACCCGGCAGCUGAGCAUGGAGGUGCAGGACUCCAUCCACCGCUGGGAGCGCCGGCGCACGCUCAACAAGGCCCGGGCCUCGCGCUCCUCCGUGCAGGACUUCAUCUGCGUGUCGUACCUGGAGCCCGAGCGGCAGUCGCGGACGCUGGCGUCGCGGACCGACACGCUGGCCGAGGCGCUGUGCGCUCAGUGCGCGGAGAAAUUCGAGGUGCUGCAGCCCCAGGACUACCGGCUCUUCGUGCUGGUCGACGGGCGCUGCUUCCAGCUGGCGGACGAGGCGCUGCCCCACCGCAUCAAGGGCUACCUGCUGCGCAGCGAGCCCAAGCGCGACUUCCACUUCGUGUACCGACCCCUGGAUGGCGGCGGGGGCGGCGGGGGCCCGCCCUGCCUCGUGGUGCGGGAGCCCAACUUCCUUUGA